Molecule: messenger RNA, 1104 nt
Organism: Lacerta agilis (Sand lizard)
Lineage: Eukaryota; Metazoa; Chordata; Lepidosauria; Squamata; Lacertidae
Gene: NSUN3
Product: NOP2/Sun RNA methyltransferase 3
Exons: 6
Coding region: 7-1098 (363 amino acids)
Biological process (GO): rRNA methylation
Cellular component (GO): mitochondrial large ribosomal subunit
Molecular function (GO): methyltransferase activity
Source: RefSeq, a predicted model, not a curated record
GGCGCCAUGAGUGCGCUGCGGCGCUUGGGCCGGCUCGCCCGGCGGCUCCGUGGCUGGGAAGACGACUGCCGCCGGAGAGACACCCACUCCUCGGCCGAGGAGCAGUUGGAAACAAAAUCAGAAACAAAGCUUCAAAAGAAAAUAUGCCAAGUUGUUCUCAGUCAUUUUGAGAAACAAUACUCCAAAGAGUUGGGAGAAGUGUGGAACUCAAUCAGUCAAGUGCUUUCAACACCUCAAUGCUGGCAGUAUGCUGUCCUCCUUAAUAAAUUCAGUUUUUCCUCUGAAGUGGAGAAUGACUUGCACUUAAAGGGCUAUCGCCUCCUUUUCCCGGAAACUUCGUCCUGUUUUCGCCAGUCACUCAAGUGUUACAUCAGUAGCAGUCCUGGAAGAUUCCCUGCUCAGAAACACAGAGCUGGUAAACUGAAAGAAUAUUACCUGCUGAAUGCAGCGUCAGUUCUGGCUGUGCUGGCCCUGGAAGUUGAGAAUGGAGAGAAGGUUUUAGAUAUGUGCGCUGCUCCAGGGGGUAAAUCGAUAGCGACGCUUCAGUAUGCUUGGCCAGGGCUUCUGCACUGCAAUGAGUAUGACCGUUUGAGAUCACGCUGGCUGAAGCAGACACUGGAAUCCUUCAUCCCAGAAUCUUUGAUGAGCCUCAUUACUGUUUCACAGUUGGAUGGAAGGCAAAUUGGAAAUCUUCAGCCUGAAGGCUUCGAUAAGGUGCUCGUGGAUGCUCCAUGCUCAAAUGACAGAAGUUGGUUAUUCUCUUCCGAUACCCAGCAGGCUACCCUGCGAUUAGCACAAAGGAAGGCAUUAUCUGCUAUACAGAUACAGCUGCUAAAGUCUGCAAUUAAAGCCUUGCGUCCUGGAGGAUCUCUGGUUUAUUCCACAUGCACUCUUUCUAAGGCGGAGAAUAGUGAUGUCAUAACACACAUCCUCAACUCCUGCAGCAAUGUUUGUCCGGUGGAUAUGAGCGCCCUGGCCAGUUCUGCAUCUCAGGAAUUCACUCUUGCUUCUGGUGUCCAGCAGCAUGAACUUCUAGUACUUCCUGAAAGGGGGAAAGCUUGGGGACCAAUGUAUGUAUCUAAAUUAAAGAAAAUGUGAUUGAUA